This is a messenger RNA of Ctenopharyngodon idella (grass carp), 417 nucleotides long. Its product is annotated as MIEF1 upstream open reading frame protein-like. Bases 205 to 417 code for a protein of 70 amino acids. Lineage: Eukaryota; Metazoa; Chordata; Actinopteri; Cypriniformes; Xenocyprididae. The transcript is spliced from 2 exons. The record is from RefSeq and is a predicted model, not a curated record.
ACUAACUAGUCAGCACACUGUUUUUGAGCCACAGCCCUGUUACAAACCGGAAGUAGUCACUUAUUAUCUUCUUCCGGAGCGGCAUUUGGUCGACCCUUCACUGAAGGCUGAUCUCCUCCACCCUUGACAAGCCAAACAUUCAUUUCUGUCUAAUUCAAACGUGUGUGUGAGACGUCUGUCUCUGCCCACUCUGAACCCUCCCUGAUGGGCGGCUGGUCCCGCAGUGCCGUGCUGCAGCUGUACCGAGCUCUGCUCCGUGCAGGUCAACACCUACAGUACACCGACCGCGACUACUACCGGCGCGCAGUGACCCGAGAGUUCAGACGCUGUCAGACCCUCAACGCCCCAGCAGAGAGGGAGGACGCGCUGAAGAGAGGCCAGUUCUUCCUCAACAGCAGGCUGGGCGGCUUGGUGUAG